Molecule: messenger RNA, 1820 nt
Organism: Ciona intestinalis (vase tunicate)
Lineage: Eukaryota; Metazoa; Chordata; Ascidiacea; Phlebobranchia; Cionidae
Source: RefSeq, a predicted model, not a curated record
GUUUACUCUUGUUUUAUCUUCCCUCUUGUAUCUUAGAAAGAUGUUCAUUCUGUAAACGUAAUUGACCAUGUUGAAAACAAGAUGGUGAUGUUUAACCCAACAUAUGAAGAGAUGCACGCCCCUGAACAGGGACCUGCUAAUCCAUUCAAAACAAAACAACAGUUGGCGCAGAAAAAUACGCUUGCAGGGUUUGUACAAGAAGCGCAUUUCAACCACUUCACAUUUGAAAAUCAACGAAGAACUUUCCACAGCUAUGGUUAUGCUGUAGAUCCAUCAAAUGAUGAAACGGAGGCUGGAGACAAAAUUGUCGUUUCGAAUGUUGAUUUUGACCAUGACCCUGACGAGGACAAACCACCCAAGGAACCCAAACAAGUUGAUCCUUCUGAUGCAAAAACUGUGUUUGAGAAGAUCAAGGCUCGUCCUGAAGAUAAAAGGAAACGGAUUCGACAGAAUGACGCUGCGGAUAUCGAAGGUUUCCUCGGACCAUGGGGGGGUUUCGUUGAUGAACAGAAAAUAGCUAAACCGGAUGAGGAAACACAGAAAGAACUUGAUGAGAUGACAGCCAAGCGACAAAAGAAAGGAAAACCAGCUGAAGAAAAGUUUGUUGAAGAGAAAACGACGUUACACGUUCAAGAUCCCCACGAUUAUCAAGGUCGUUCAUAUCUUCAUAUUCCACAAGAUGUUGGCGUCAACCUUAAAUCAAGUAUGCCUCCCGAUAAAUGCUAUCUACCCAAGCGACUUAUUCAUACAUGGAGUGGUCACACGAAGGCAGUAUCGAGCAUUAAACUUUUUCCGAAGUCAGGUCACCUAUUGCUUUCCUCUUCGAUGGAUUGUAAAGUCAAAUUAUGGGAAGUUUACAACAAACGUCGAUUGUUACGAACGUUUAGUGGGCACGGAAAAGCUGUUCGAGAAUCAAGUUUCAACAAUGAUGGGUCAAAGUUUUUAUCAGCUGCGUACGACAGAUAUAUUAAACUAUGGGACACUGAGACCGGCCAAUGUAUAUCACGUUUUUCAAACAAGAAAAUUCCAUAUUGUGUAAAAUUCAAUCCAGAUGAAAAUAAACAACAUCUAUUUGUAGCGGGAUUGUCAGACAAAAAGAUUGUGACGUGGGAUUCCCGGUCCAAAGAUAUUGUACAAGAAUACGACAGACACUUGGGUGCAGUGAACACGAUAACAUUUGUCGACAAUAAUACAAAGUUUGUUUCAACUUCUGAUGACAAGAGUCUCAGGGUUUGGGAAUGGGACAUACCAGUUGAUUUUAAAUACAUCGCUGAUCCCACCAUGCACUCCAUGCCAUCGGUCACCCUCUCACCUAAUGAGAAAUGGCUUGGUUGUCAAUCUCUGGACAACCAGAUCAUGAUAUUCGACGUUCAAGGAAGGUUUCGACUCAAAAGAAAGAAAAUUUUCAAAGGGCAUAUGGUUGCAGGUUACGCUUGCCAAAUGACAUUUUCUCCCGAUAUGUCAUAUGUUGCCUCUGGAGAUGGAGAUGGUAAAGUUUUUAUUUGGGAUUGGAAAACUACUCGAAUGUACAGCAAGUUUCAAGCUCACGAGAGUGUUUGUAUUGGUUGUGUUUGGCAUCCACAUGAAACCUCUAAACUGAUAACUUGUGGCUGGGAUAGUCAGAUCAAACUGUGGGAUUGAGGGCAACAUGAUAACAGUAAUAUAUUCAUGCGAGUGUUCAGUAAGAACAACACUUACGUAUCAAUCAUAUCUCGCGGUUGCUUCAAUGUAUUUAAGUGCAGAUCAGUGAUUGCACUUAUUAUAAAUAAACUGGGAUCUUGAAUUUCUUUGGUAUAAUAAAAUGUGACAAUACAUGGAAA